Messenger RNA from Sorex fumeus (smoky shrew), 2292 nucleotides. RefSeq names its product eosinophil peroxidase (gene EPX). Lineage: Eukaryota; Metazoa; Chordata; Mammalia; Eulipotyphla; Soricidae. Gene Ontology annotation, biological process: response to oxidative stress. The transcript has 13 exons. The record is from RefSeq and is a predicted model, not a curated record. Gene Ontology annotation, molecular function: peroxidase activity; heme binding. The coding region runs from base 1 to 2292 and encodes 763 amino acids.
AUGCGGGUGUGGGAGGCUCACCUCGCUCCAUCUCGAAGUACCCUGGCAGAGCUGAGGCUGCUCCUGGCCCUGGCGGGGGUCCUGGCCACCUUGAUCCUGGCCCAGCCCUGUGAGGGCAGUGCCCCAGCAGCUCCUGGGAAAUUGGCACCUUCAGUCCUUCGCACCUACGUGGCAGAGGCUGAGUUGCUGCUGGAAGCCUCCUAUGACGGGAUACAGAGGAGCACUGAACAGGAGUAUCCCAGCAGCUCAGCAGGACCCGCAGAAGGACCCACAGAAGGACCCGCAGAAGGACCCGCAGAAGGACCCGCAGAAGGACCCGCAGAUGAAAACCACCAGCAGCGGGUGUUACCUGCCCCUGGGAUGGCCCUGAGGGCCACCUUCUAUCUGCGUGUGGCCCUGGGGCUGCCGCAAGGAAAGGGCCUGGCACAGGAGUCCGACUCCAUCCGCAUCACUGGAGUGCUGACGAAGCCUCAGCUGCCUCCGCCGCCCCCGGCCAAUGGCUGUGCAGACCAGGAUGAGGAGCAGGAGCAGGAUGAGGACCAGGAUGAGCAAUGCAGUGACCAGUAUCGGACCAUCACUGGGAGAUGCAACAACAAGAGGAGACCAUGGCUGGGGGCCUCCAACCAGGCCCUGGCCCGCUGGCUGCCAGCUGAGUACGAGGACGGGCGGGCGUUCCCCUUGGGCUGGACUCCGGGCAAGAGGCACAAUGGUUUUGUCCUUCCUCUGGUCCGGGACGUCUCCAACAGGAUCGUGCACUUCCCCAGCUCGAGGCUUACCUCUGACCCAGGCCGGUCUCUCAUGUUCCCCCACUGGGGCCAGUUCCUCCUCUAUGACUUGGCCUUCUCCCCCGAGUCUCCAGCCGGAUCUUCAUUGGGAGAGGAGAUCGUGACAGGAGCCGAUUGCUACACGACUUGUGCCCGGCUGCCCCCCUGCUUCCCCAUUGAGAUCCCGCCCGAUGACCCGCGCCUCAGGACCCCCGGGGACUGCCUGCCCUUCUUCCGCUCGCUGCCCUGGCACGCAGAGAACGGGAGCCGGGUCCGGGAGCAGAGGAACGAGCGCAGCUCCUUCCUGGACGCCAGCAUGGUGUACGGCAGCGAGGCCAGCCUGGCUCGGCGGCUGCGCAACCUCACGGACGAGCACGGGCUGCUGGCCGUCAACCAGGUGUUCCGCGACGGGGACCGCGCGCUGCUGCCCUUCGACAACGUGCUGGGCGACCCCUGCGUGCUCAGCAACCGAACUGCGCGCAUCCCCUGCUUCCUGGCAGGUGAUCCCCGAGCCAGCGACACCCCCGAGAUGGCGGCCCUGCACACCCUGUUCCUACGAGAACACAACCGGCUGGCCACGGAGCUGAGGCGCCUGAACCCUGGCUGGAGCGGGGACCAGCUGUACCAAGAGGCGCGCAAGAUCGUGGGCGCCACGGUCCAGAUCAUCACGUACCGCGACUUCCUGCCGCUGCUUCUGGGCCCGCUCCGUGCUGCACGGACUCUGGGGCCCUAUCAGGGCUACUGCCCCAGCGAGGACCCACGGGUGGCCAACGUCUUUACCCUGACCUCGAGCUUCAGCCACAUGAUGCUGCAGCCCUUCGUGAUGCGCCUGGACAGCCAGUAUCAGGCCUCCGGCCCUGAACCUCGCGUGCCCCUCAGUGCCAACUUCUUUGCCACCUGGCGCGUGGUAUACCAAGGUGGCAUCGACCCCAUCCUCCGAGGCCUCAUGGCCACCCCUGCCAAGCUGAAUCAGCAGGACUCCAUGAUGGUCGACGAGCUCCGGGAACGGCUGUUUGAGCGCCUGAGCAAGAUUGGGAUGGACCUGGCAGCUCUCCACAUGCAGCGCGGUCGAGAUCACGGCAUCCCGGGGUACAACGCCUGGAGGCGUUUCUGUGGCCUCUCCCAGCCCCACACCCUGGCUCAGCUCAGCCUGGUGCUGAAAAACCCGGUCUUGGCCAAAGAGUUCCUGGAGCUGUAUGGGACGGCCGACAACAUCGACCUGUGGAUCGGGGCCAUGGCGGAGCCCGUCUUGCCAGGAGCCCGCGUGGGGCCUCUUCUGGCUUGUCUGCUGGAGAAGCAGUUCCACAGGAUCCGCAGUGGGGACAGGUUCUGGUGGCAGAAGCCGGGCGUCUUCACAGAGCAACAGCGGCAGGCCCUGAGCAACAUUUCCCUGUCUUCGGUUCUGUGCGACAACACGGGCAUCAGCACCGUGUCCAAGGACCCAUUUAAGGGCGGAAGCUACCCCCAGGACUUUGUGAACUGCAGCCACAUCCCCAGACUGGACCUGUCCGCCUGGGCGGGCCAUUGA